Phragmites australis (common reed) is the source of this 1842-nucleotide messenger RNA. RefSeq names its product anthocyanin 5-aromatic acyltransferase-like. The record is from RefSeq and is a predicted model, not a curated record. Lineage: Eukaryota; Viridiplantae; Streptophyta; Magnoliopsida; Poales; Poaceae. Bases 127 to 1515 code for a protein of 462 amino acids. The transcript has a single exon.
UCCUCCCGCUCGCGCACAACGGUGUGAUUUGAGAGCACGAAUUAUUCGACUACGAGAAGAAUCGAGAGUGACCACUGAAACAUAGCCAGAGGAAAACACCGUUGCAGAGCUAAGACGCUAUCCACCAUGAUGGCGCCGGGACCACUUCACGCCGUGACUGUCCUGGAGCAAUGUCACGUCUCGCCGUCGCCGGCGCCGGUGGCCGGGCAGCCACGGGCGCUGCCGCUCACGUUCUUCGACCUCGUCUUCUGGGACUUCCCGCCCGUGCAGCGUCUCUUCUUCUACGACAAUGCCGACCUCCUUGACGUCCGCGACUUCCUACUCCGCGAGCUGCCACGGUUCAAGAAGUCUCUCGCCGCUGCGCUGCACCACUUCUAUCCAUUGGCCGGGAAGCUGACGUGCGAAAUGGCCGAGGGCGUGGCGCCGGAGGUCGUGUUCUCGGACGGCGACUCGGUGCGGCUGACUGUGGCGGUCAGCAGCGACGAUUUCCAUGACCUCGCCGGCGACCACGCGCGCGAUACUGCGAGGUUCCGCCCACUGCUGCCCGCGCUGCCAAAACACGGUGGCUCUCGGUCGCAGGAUGUUCUCGCCAUUCAGGUCACCGUGUUCCCUCGUGCCGGCAUUUGCAUCGGCACGACGCUGCACCACGCCGUGGCCGACGGCUCCAGCUACGUGCAUUUCAUGAAGACCUGGGCUGCCAUCCACCGCCUCAGCCUCGAGUGCAGGAAACCGGUGGGGCCGGAGUCGCCCCCGCUGUUCGACCGCGGCGUCGUGCGGGACGACGCCGGGCUACGGGAUGCGUUUGUAAGCGACCACCGGGCUCUCUUUGUAGCCGGCGACAAGCGCCUCGCCGACUGGGACCUCAGCCGGCGCCCUGGCGUCUUGCUCGCGACGUUCCGGUUCACGGAGAUACAGCUCCACAGGCUCGGGAGCCACGUCGAGUCUGAGACCUCGGUGCGGUGCUCACCGUACGCGCUGGCAUGCGGCGCCGCGUGGGCCGGCAUCGUGCACGCACGCGACAGCGGCAGCACGGACGGCGCGGCCGCAUCCAACGCGCGGUUCGGGUUCGUGACCGGGUGCAAGCCCCGCGCGAGCCCGCCGAUACCGGCGAACUACUUCGGCAACUGCCUCGGUCUCUGCCGCGUGGAGGCCAAGCGGAGCGGCCUCACCGCGGCCGCCGCCUCGGCAGCCAUAUGGCGGGUGAUCGAGGGGCUCGUGGAGGAAGGGCGAGCAUUCCGGGACGCGCGCGGGUGGGUGCGGUGCGUGCGGGAGUACGCGUCGGCGCGCGCGGUGACAGUUGCCGGGUCGCCGAAGCUGGGGGUGUACGCGGUGGAUUUCGGCGCGCUGUGGGGCCGUCCGAAGAAGGUGGAGAUCCCGUCCGUGGAGCGGACGGGCGCGCUGGCUCUGGCGGAGAGCGGCCGCGACGGCGGCAUCGAGGUCGGGCUGGCGCUGCCGCGCGCGGAGAUGGAGGCGUUCCGCGCGUUUUACCUCGACCUGUUCGGCAGCCUCAAGUGAAACAGCUACAGAGUACAACAGACCAUGGCGACGCCGCGUAAACUGUAUCACUUCUCGUUCAUAUUUGCGAUUCAUCGCCUGCUGUGUUCCCGAUGUGAUUCGUCUCCUGCUCCCCUGCUGUAUCAUUUCAUCCCUCGGCGGGGACAGUGAUGCUGCUGCUGCAUCUGCUUGUACGUGCACGCUGCAUGCUGCUGUGCCACUCAUUUCAUGAGUGAGACACCGUGCUUAUCACCGGUCACCGCCUAAUUAUUACUAACUCCAACGCGGGGUGUCGGUACUAGUCAGAUUCGCACCGGCCUUUAUUAUAUACUACUCCUUCCGUUCAUA